Molecule: messenger RNA, 192 nt
Organism: Trematosphaeria pertusa
Lineage: Eukaryota; Fungi; Ascomycota; Dothideomycetes; Pleosporales; Trematosphaeriaceae
Exons: 2
Coding region: 1-192 (63 amino acids)
Source: RefSeq, a predicted model, not a curated record
AUGGAGCUCGCGUAUGGCGACUCUAUGCUCUACCUGCGGCCUGUCGGUCUGAAUCGUAUCCGAGGCAUCCACCUGAAGCGGAAGUCAGAAGCGAUGCAACACUCCUUCACCGGGAUACGAGGAUUGGUCAGUGUAGAGGCAGUCGCGGCUGUGCAGACUCUUCAACAGAAGCGCUUCAGCACACGCGACUAA